This is a messenger RNA of Phlebotomus papatasi, 3504 nucleotides long. RefSeq names its product RNA polymerase II-associated protein 1. Gene Ontology annotation, biological process: transcription by RNA polymerase II. Gene Ontology annotation, cellular component: nucleus. The record is from RefSeq and is a predicted model, not a curated record. The transcript is spliced from 4 exons. Bases 79 to 3447 code for a protein of 1122 amino acids. Lineage: Eukaryota; Metazoa; Arthropoda; Insecta; Diptera; Psychodidae.
AGUUUGACAUUUUGCGCUUUUUUUACGCAUGUUUGUGUUUUGUGAAGCCUUUGGAAAUUCGCAAAUUUCUAUUAAAAUAUGGAUAAAAUGCUGAAGAGACCGAAACCAUCUGAUUCAGAGAAAGAUAUUCUUCAGUUCCAGAAUGAAUAUCUCAGUGAGAAGCGUCAGAAUACCUCAUUUCAGCCCUCUGCAAAGUGCGUUAGAAUUGGAGAGCCAUCUGAUUCAGGCAAGAAGCAGUCGGUAUUUGCAAAAUCAAGGAAUAAGGAGUCCCAGAAGAAAGACUCAGAAGCUGACAACAAGAAGAACCCUUUUGUAAUGGGUGACAUUGUCGAGAGGCAUCCGGAAGGCUUUCCCGGUGAGGGAAGUCACCAAACACUGGCGGAAGAAUCUUUCCCCAGGGCUGAGAAGAUCGAUAUUGCAAUGGUAAGUCGAGGGAAAAGUAUAUUUGCGAAAUUGCAAGAGGGGAAAUCAAAGAAAAUUAGCAAAGAAGAGACCCUGAAGGUUCCUGCAAAUUUUGGGGAGAAGAGUUUCAUUCUCACCGGGGCAGAAUCUUCCGCAAUUCAUGAAGAAAACCUCAAGGUAUUGUCGCAAAUGUCUCAGGAAGAGAUCAAGAAGGAGAGAGAAAAGCUCAUGAAGUCUCUAGAUCCGAAAUUGCUGGCUUUCAUUCGAUCCAAGCGCCAAACUCCUCAAAAAAUGGAAGUUGAGGAAGUUCCGGAGGGUUCUUCAGCCACAAAAAUCAAUCUUCCAGAUCUCAAUGUCUUGCAGUCAGAGGAGCGAAAGAAUUGGCUGCAUUUUGACAAAUUCGAACCGGAUAAAUUCCAGUGGAUGGCUGAUGUGUCCAAGAAUAUCCCAAAGCUCAAGCCAGGUCAAUCCUUUGAGGCUCGUUUCGACUGGAAGGGCAUUCUGCUACCAUAUGUGGAGAAAGACGAGAAAACUGACAAUAGGGAACUGUAUCUCCAUGGAGAGGAUCCCUAUCGACCUGGAUAUACCAUCCAGGAUCUCUUCAGAUUGGCCAGAUCGAACGUAACACAGCAGAGAAUUCAAGCUCUCAAUGCAGUUGCAGGAAUUCUUCGGAUCUACAAUCAGGGAUUCUACGAUGAGAUCUCAGAGUUUCCCAUUGCCAAAAUCUUCUUCCUCCUGAGAUUCGCUCUGGACGAUUCAACAAUUGCAGUUGCUGAAGCUGCAGCCAAGGGACUUUCUGCUCUGUUCUACAAUGAAAUCGAUGAAUUGCUCCUGGACACUUUGUUUGACACUCAAAAUGGACUCACCCAACCCCUCUUCAGAGAAACAGAAUCAGAGGACCUGGAGCAGAACUUCUCUAAACUCAAGAUUGACAACACUGAAUUGGACGAAGAGAUGAGUAACAUUGAGCAAAUGUCAGACUUCCAUUUGGCAGAAGUUGAUCUUCUGAAAUGUCUCAUGAGGACCAACAUACUCAAGAGAAUCCACUUCCUAACAGCAAAUGAACCAAUUUCCGACGCAGAAAGCAUCUCUCUGGCUCGCAUCCUCAUCAGAAUCUGCAGAGAGGGAAAAGACUAUGCUCAAGAAGUGUCAAAAUAUGAAGAACUUUUAAGAUGUUUAGCAAAAAGGCAUCUACUUCCAAUAAAUAAUCUCCCGGAAAAUAGCGGAAAGGUCCAAGCGAUGAUUCUGAAGCUACUGAGAGUCUUGGUUGCUACCACAAAUUCCUGGACAGUGCUUCAGACUCAUAAAAUUCUCCCCAUUCUCGAGGAAUAUUGCUACACCCGGAAAGAUCUCACUACGGAUUUUAUUCACCUACAAAUCGAAUCCUAUCGUUUGCUGCGAGUUUGGCUGUCCUUUGACCCCGCAGAACCAAAAUUAAGUGAUUUCCUGCCAGCUCUUCAGAUGACUCUUGAAUGGCAUUACCAAUUCCUGCCAAUUGCAAAUGGAUCGCAGAUUCUAAGACAGCAUGCAGCAGCUCUUGUAUCCCUUCUGAAUCAUCGUUUAUUCGACUGGAGGAGCAAUCCGUGCUCAGCAACUCUAAUUCUCUGCUUUAAGAAAUGGACAACUCUCUUUGUUCAGAGGAAGGGUCAUGAUUUCUCCCACAACGUCCUCUUGAGCUCCUGCUUUGACUUUAUUUCGCGCCAUCCUCAUCAAAUUGUGGAAGAAUUUGUUGUGGAGUACUUCCAGAACUAUCUGGACAGUGAAAAGUUCUCCAUCCUCUGGCAGGAUUUGCUGACAACUUCUCCACUGGCUCUCGAUCGCAGAGACAGAAGCAAAAUCUUUGAGGCUCUUCCCAAUUUGGGAGGAGUUGCAUUGGCAAAAAAUUCAGAUGAACCUCAGCUGCAACUGGCUUUCAAUUAUCCGGGAACGAUUCUACUCAGCUCGUUGGAAGUCUGUGGGGCUUGUGUUAGAAUCUUUGGACUGAAAAUGAAUUUCCACGCUCAAGUUGAGGGGUAUUUUAGGACAUUUCUAGAAGCUUCUGGGGAUAGUUCCACUUGGUUCCGGCAGCAGGAAAUUAAACUUCUCCUUUUGCUUAUUCAAAUGGAUGUCUGCGACAAGAAACUGACAAUCAAAACAGCCCUCAAAGUUAUUGGGCAGCUCAAGGGAGAAGAAAAUAUUGAGAAUGUAAAGAGUCUCCUUAGUAUCAUCUUCAAUACGGCUUUCUACGGGACUUCCUUCACUCAAAAUGAUCUCAAUUGUUGGUGUUCGAUUUACUGGAAGUUCUACUCGAUGAGUUUUGGUAAUACUGAAAUUUCCAGGAAGCCAUAUCUGUCCACAGGGAGUUGGAGCACAGAUCUAUUGCCCAGAAACUGGCCAUUAGAUCUUCUGACAAUAUUCCUAGAACCACACAUUUCAGAAAAAAAUCGAUUAUUGAGCAUAAAUCCGCAAAUUCAGGAUGAAAUUGUUACGGCUUCAAUGAAUUUUCUCAAACUUCUUGAAGACAAUUCCCUACUUACGGUGGCUCCUUCGGAGGAAUUCAUGUACCUUAUGAUGCCAUUUCUCAGUACAGAAUGUCGUUUUAUGGAGCCUGAGAUUAAAGAUCUGCUGAGAAAUAGGAUUUAUAGCCUUUUUUCGAGAUGCCAGAACUUUAACUUCAAUCUCAAAAUCCAAGAUAAACAUGAUUUUGAGAGUGUGUACAUCAUAUUCCUGAAUCAGUUCCAGAGCUCAAGCUAUGGAGAUGAUCUGUUCAGUGCUAUGGUGAUGGUUCCCCUUGCCCAGAAGUACGAUUGCAAGUGGAGGAAGAUGAUUUGGUCUGAGCACAUUGCAGUUCUUCGCUUUGUCACCUGUACCGAGGAUCAGCUCUGCGGAGGAUCAAUUACUGGAUACUUGGAGCCUCAAGAGCAAGACACUUCCCUGCUGCGAUACUACAACCAAGCCCUCAAUUCAAAUUGCCUGAGAAAAGGUUCUAUUCCCUAUAAAAUCGCACAGCAUCAUGUGGAACGUGCCAGAAAUGAGAAAAUAUCCUCAAACUCCUCAGUGAAUUGAACAAUGUCCAAUUAAAAUAAAUUAAAUAAAUACUGCUAUUUUUUACGUAAAAAAAAA